CCCCAGCUCCUUCUGUGUUUCAGUCUGCUUUCUGCUCGACUGUGUCGGGUCAUGAAGAUAAAAUGCACGUAAUAAUCAGAAGCUGUGUCCUGUUGUUAUGGAUUCAUACGCUGACGGUGGUGAAUAGUCAAAGUCUAACCUGUACACUCGAUCAGUUUUUGAAAAGUGAUUUAUAUGACACAAACUUCGACACGUCGUCCCUGGAGGACUCUUACCCCGGAGGGAAACAAGUGAGAGUGAACUGUAAUAUUGGCUUCAGUGGCUUUUUCAAAAUCCUCUGUAUUGAUGGGCGAUGGCAGUCCAAAGGCACUAGAUGUCAAGCAAGAUCAUGUGGUCAUCCUGGCGACGCCCAGUUUGCAGAUUUCCAUCUGGAAAAAGGCGACGAUUUUGUUUUUGUCAAAGUUGUAUACACCUGUCAAAAAGGUUAUCAAAUGGUCAGCCGGAGUAACUCUCGCAUCUGCAUGGCUGGAGGCUGGGAUGGUGUUGUUCCUGUAUGUGAAGCUCAGCAGUGUCCGGUGAUUCAUGUGGCCGAUAAUGUUCAGGUGAUUGGGGACCCGGAGGACGCAAACUACGGCAAUGUAGUUCGAUUUAGCUGCAAGUCUAACACAGAGGUUCUGAAUGGGACGUCGGAGAUCUAUUGUGAUGAAAAUGGAGAGUGGAGUGCCCAGGCUCCAAGCUGUGAAGAGAUCAAAUGUGCAAUACCUCAGAUUCAACAUGGACGAUUAACUGGACAGCUCCAAGAUCACAAAGAACAUGAAGUCCUGCAUUUUGAGUGUAAUCAGAAGUUCAAAAAACAGACUGAAAGACCGUCAAAAUGCACAAAAAUAGGAACUAAAGCCGAGUUCAGUCCAGCGCCUGUGUGUGAGCCAACAAAAUGUAAACUACCGCUGACAACACUCGAAGGCACCAGAUAUGCCACUUCCCAAAAUGUGUUUUCACCUGGAGACACAGUCACAACCAGAUGUGGUUAUAAGUACUGGAUCUCUACACCUCAGAGCACCUCAGCUGUAUCCAUAUGUAAUGACGACGGAGAAUGGGAUAUCACACCAGUUUGCCAAGAGGUGAGGUGCAGCAAUCAAAGAGACUCACGUGUGUAUUCUUGGAAUGUCCGUUGGGGACAAAUAAUAACACUGGAUGAGAGUGUAAACUAUCGGUGUAAAACAGGAUAUAGGGCAGCAUCAAGCUCGGCCAGGUGCACCAGAGAUGGAUGGAGUCCAAAUCCACUUUGUCAAGAUAUAACAUGCAACAGACGUGAGGUUCCAAAUACUGAUAUUGUGAGCAAUGACAAGCAGACGUACAUUUACAACGAAAAGGUCAGGUACGUCUGCAAGGAUGGUUUUGAAGGACAAUUCACUCUCUCCUGUAGAGACAAUUACUGGUCUGGGAAUGCGAGAUGCGAAGAGGUACCGUGUAAAAAACAUCCCAUCCCCAAUGCAAUCAUUACCCACAAUGAAAGAGAAACAUACCAGCACAACCAAGCAGUACAAUACACCUGUGAGCACGAUCGUGAUAUGUCCUUCUAUGUUACCUGUGAGAAAGGUAAAUGGACUGGGAUUCAGAGCUGUCGAGCGACUGCAUGUGGAGAAGCUGAAAUUCAAAAUGGAUUUGUUGUUGCUCAGGAGGAUAACAAGCUGUACUACACCUGCAAUGACAAUUUUAAGCUUCCCACCAAAGGCUGGUGGGGAGAAGCCGUAUGUGAAGGCAGGAAGUGGUCUGGACUUCAAGACUGCAUUGAGGAAAGUCGGUGCGGAGAAGCUCCUGUGAUUCCUAAUGCGGAAGUCAUUUUCCUAAACCUCCGUAGCAGACAAGAACUGCAGAUAGCUUGUCAAGAUGGAUACCGCAAUCAGGUUGACCGUUUAUCAUGUGAAGACGGAAAUUGGAAUUUAGAUGAAUUAUUGCCGGAAUCAAUUUGUAAACCUGUCUCCAAUCCCUGCAAACCCCCACCUAAAAUUGAAAAUGCUGUAAUUGUGAAGUCUUACCAAAAGCAAUACCUGUCUGACUCGGAGGUGACUUAUCAGUGCCGUGAUAAGUACACGAUGGAGGGAGAGGGCACGGUUCGAUGCUUGGAUGGCCAAUGGGAAAUUAAGAACAUUUCAUGUAGACCUCGGAAGUGUCCAGUGAUUCAUGUCGGCGAUAAUGUUCAGGUGAUUAGGGACCCGGAGGACGCAACCUACGACAAUGUAGUUCGAUUUAGCUGCAAGUCUAACACAGAGGUUCUGAAUGGGACGUCGGAGAUCUCAUGUGAUGAAAAUGGAGAGUGGAGUGACCAGGCUCCAAGCUGUGAAGAGUUCAAAUGUGCAAUACCUCAGAUUCAACAUGGACGAUUAACUGGAGAGCUCCGAGAUCACAAAGAACAUGAAGUCUGCAUUUUGAGUGCAAUCAGAGGUUCAAUAAACAGACUGAAAGACCGUCAAAAUGCACAAAAAUAGGAACUAAAGCCGAGUUCAGUCCAGCGCCUGUGUGUGAGCCAACAAAAUGUAAACUGCCGCUGACGACACUCAAAGGCACCAGAUAUGACACUUCCCAACAUGUGUUUUCACCUGGAGACACAGUCACAACCAGAUGUGAUUAUAAGUACUGGAUCUCUACACCUCAGAGCACCUCAGCUGUAUCCACAUGUAAUAACGACGGAGAAUGGGAUAUCACACCAGUUUGCCAAGAGGUGAGGUGCAGCAUUGAAACAGACUCACGUGUGUCUUAUUGGGGUGUCUAUCAGGGACAAAUAAUAGCACUGGAUGAGGGUGCAAGCUAUCAGUGUAAAAUAGGAUAUAGGGAAACAUCAAGCUGGGCCAGGUGCACCAGAGAUGGAUGGAGUCCAAAUCCACUUUGUCAAGAUAUAACAUGCAACAGACGUGAGGUUCCAAAUACUGAUAUUGUGAGCAAUGACAAGCAGACGUACAUUUACAACGAAAAGGUCAGUUACGUCUGCAAGGAUGGUUUUGAAGGACAAUUCAUUCUCACCUGUAAAGACAAUUACUGGUCUGGGAAUGCGAGAUGCGAAGCUUUGUAACCAGCUCCAGCAGACUCUCAAUAAAAACCACCAUAUUUACAUUUUUCCAUGGGCCUUUAAUUUGUUGUGUGGUCAGAGCAUUUAAUAAACCAGCUGUUUUGAUUGUU
Labrus bergylta (ballan wrasse) is the source of this 3117-nucleotide messenger RNA. RefSeq names its product complement factor H-like. Lineage: Eukaryota; Metazoa; Chordata; Actinopteri; Labriformes; Labridae. The record is from RefSeq and is a predicted model, not a curated record.